UUUCUUUCUUACGUCUUUCAGUGACGAGCCAUUUGGGACAACGAAAAGAAGAAAAGCCAGCCCAUAACCAAACAACAGUGAAACCCCCAAACAUCAUGGCUGAUACUCAGGAAACUGGUCUCCCUCCCAACUGGGAGGUCCGCCACAGCAACUCCAAGAACCUUCCCUACUACUUCAACUCCCUCGAGAAGAACAGCCGCUGGGAGCCGCCGGCUGGAACGGAUACCGAGAAGCUCAAGGUUUACAUGGCCAAGCACCACAGCCCCGCCACCGGUGGUAACCUCGGCGGAGGGGAAGGCAAGAUCCGCGCCGCACAUCUUCUGGUCAAGCACGCAGAGUCCAGACGACCCUCAAGCUGGAAAGAGGCCGAAAUCACUCGCUCCAAAGACGACGCUAGAAAGAUUAUUGAAGGCUACCAGGACCGCAUCAAGAGUGGCGAGGUCAGUCUUGGAGAGCUGGCCGUUACCGAGUCCGACUGUAGCAGUGCUAGGAAGCGCGGCGAUCUGGGAUACUUCGGCAAGGGCGAUAUGCAGCAGGCCUUUGAGGAGGCUGCGUUUGGCCUCAAGCCUGGCGAGGUCUCGGGCGUGGUGGAUACCGCGAGUGGGUUGCAUUUGAUCGAGCGUCUCGAAUAGGAUUUGGAAAUCCAGGAUGAAGGAUACGCCAAAGGAAACGGAAGAGAAGAUGUGUUUCAUGCCAAGCUCGCACCACUCAAUGACAACCCCAGCCGAGUCGAACGGGCAUGAAAGAUUGAUACACAUGACAGUGAAUACCAAAAAUAAAAUACAUAAAAUAUGU
Molecule: messenger RNA, 795 nt
Organism: Cryphonectria parasitica EP155
Lineage: Eukaryota; Fungi; Ascomycota; Sordariomycetes; Diaporthales; Cryphonectriaceae
Product: peptidyl-prolyl cis-trans isomerase ssp-1
Exons: 4
Coding region: 96-632 (178 amino acids)
Cellular component (GO): nucleus; cytosol
Molecular function (GO): peptidyl-prolyl cis-trans isomerase activity; protein binding
Source: RefSeq, a predicted model, not a curated record